AUGAGCCAACAGAGCCAACAGAGCCAGGUCGGGUUUCCUGCCGCCGACAACUUUGAGAUGGAGGACACAAUCACGGAAGACGCGCCCGCGACGCAAACCACCACAUCAUCCCGAGCCGCCGCAUCAUCAGGUGGCCGAGGCAGAGGACGCGGUCGUUGGCCGCGCGGUGGGAAGGGCAACCGAGUCACCAAAGCGGCGCCGCCUAAGGCAGCCACGGGACGAGGCCGGCGCCAAAAGGUCUAUGACGAACCCAAGGUCCAAGCCGCGUACGAGCGGACUCAGGAGCUCAAGCAAGCUUUUCUUACCCUUAGCAAGGCAGUCAAGCCGGUGCUCCUAGAGCUCGCCGACCGGUCGGUCAACGAGAUGAUCCAGAACCCCAACUUCCACAAGGACCUCCCGGAGCACCAAAUCAUUUCCAACUUCCUGCGCAAGCGCCACCAGGAGACGCACCGACUCAACAACCUCCAGCUCGAGCAGAACCUGGCUAUGAUCGACAAAGUCUACGAGUCGCAAGUCCAAAAGGUGUGGGACGAGUACAAUACCAAGGCGGCCGAAAUGUGCAGUGAUGCAUACGGUGUUCUCCUUCGUAAACUAGACAUUCUUGACUACCUCCACGACAACAACCUGCCUGCUGAUGAUAUUUCCGCAGAGGAUGCUGCACAGCAAGGCCCCUAUGUCGAGAUGGAGGAUGGCGUGGAGGUCCCCCACUCGCGCAAGACAGUCUCACAGUUGAUGACCAAGGUCCAGCCCCUCCCCCUGGACCCAAAGCGCAAAGCGGACGGCCAGCCGGAGGGACAGCCCGCAGCAAAAGCGGCGGCCAUUGCUGGAGCGGACGGAAGUGCGCCACAGAUGCCAAAGCAUCCUGCCGGCCUCCUUGGUGCUGCCGACGCCAUUGAGAGCGCGGUGACGACCCCGGAUUCGGGGUCCAAUGCGCCAACCCCGGCUGCCGAACCCAUCGACGCCGCCGAUGCUGCCGAAGAACCGACGCUCGGCCGGCUCAACAAGCUUGCCGCCAGCACACCCAGCGACGGCCCCGAUCUCCCAUCUCCCCGUUGGGCGACGGAUGCAGACGAGUACGGCGUCCGACUCAUUGACAGGCGGACGACCCGUCCGGACGGUGCCAACAACCGCAUCAUGGCGCCCAAUCUUUUCCCAUGGGACGAACUGGACAUUGGUUUCCGAGACUCGACCAACUGCGCCAGGAAGGGUGCGACGAAACAGCGCCGGGGCAAGUACAUCAACCAGCCCGGGUCCAACUAUUUGUUCCUGGACCGCCGCGUCGGCACGUGGGAUGCCACGCGCGCCGAGGGCGAGCUGGACGAAGAGCUGGUGAAGAAACACAAUCUUCACCCCAGGUUUGGGAUUGCGCUUCCUGGUUCGGCCAAUGAGUCGGAGCCGCCGCGGCCUAUGGCAGAGGGCUUCAAGCCGGUUGUGUUUGUGGCGCCCUCGGGCGAGGAAAUCCACUCGUCGCGGUCCGUCGCAGGCGCCAAGCUGGAUGUCGAUGUGGACGCCAUCGAGCGGAGGAUGGAAGUGUCGGACAUGCUGGGCACGGUGCUCGACCAAGAAACCAUCCCCCACGAUGCCGUCGCGCCAGACGCCGAGGAGUUGGAGAAGAACCGGGCCGAGGUCCUGCUCUCGCGGGGCCUCGACCCUGCCAAAUACGCCAACCCCGCUGCUGUGCCGGAGGGUCUCGAGGAAGAUAUCGGUCUGUCUGAAGCGGAGAUUGCAGGCUUCAACCGGUUUGCUAGGGAAGCCCUGGGUGCUGCUGAAACCAUUGCGGCCGAAGAGGAAGCUGCCGCAAGAGCAGCAACAACACAACAACGCGCCCAACCAUCGCGACCAUACGACGCCAUCCGCGACGUCUUCACCGAGAGCCCCUCCGUGCCUGUUCGCCCACCUUCUCCUCCCACUGUUGCCGCCCAAACCGCUGCUGCUGUUCCUAUUCCUUCUUCUUCCGCUGCCUCUGCGCCUCUCCCUACUGCCCUAUCAUGCCUCGCAGAUGUCGCUCUGGAGCCGGUCUCGCCAGCCGUCCAGCAGCAACCCGUCGAAGCACCGCAGUACGAACAACCUCCGGCCGAGUAUCGCGCGUUUGAAUACUCGCAGCCUCAACAACCUCACCAACCUCUCCAUUCACAUCAAUCACAUCAAUCACAGCAGCAGCAGGCACAACAAUCACAUCACCCGCAACAGCAGCCGGUACAACAGACACAACAACAACAGGUACAGCCCCAGCAGCAACAACAGCCCCCAAGGACCAAUGACUUCCUUCGGACGGCCCUCAACGAGCAGCCCGCGCCGUCGCCUACAUCACACAUGCCCCCGGCCCAGGAGUACGGUGUGCCUCUGGCCCCGGCCCAAGCACCACCACCUCCUCCGCCGCAACAACAACAAGCACCCGCGAACCGGACGCCGUUCUCGAGCGCCGGCGCUGCUGGUGGUGCCCUGCCCGCCCUGCGACCCAUGCGAAGCCUCCUCAACGAGGCGCCGCCCUACUCGGAGCCAUCGCACCAUCAGAUGGUGCCUUCAAACGCCAGCUCCUACUAUCCGCCGGCGGCGAAUCGGCCGUACUACAACAGCUACUCGAUGCACGAGCAGGCACAGCCGAUGCAGCACAUUCCGGCCAUGCAGUCGCUGCAGCCGAUGCAGUCGACAACAAUGCAGCCGAUGAUGGCGCAGUCGCCAAUGAGCGGCGGCCAUAUACAACAACAAACGCCGCACCGCCAGAUGGGCACCCCGCCGGCCUACCAUCAACAACCGGUCGGUCAUGGUCCCGGCCCCUCGCACCCCGGUCAGGGCACCCUGCACUUCCAGCACCAGCAGGGACCGCCGCCGCCGCCGCUCGCCCCGGCUGGCAUGGCGACCAACCGAUCCCGGCCCGGCAGCUCGUCGGCUCCGACCGCCAACGCGGCCAACGCGGCAGCGGCUGCAUCCAAGUACCGGAAGCUGGAGCCGGCACCCACCCCACCGCACCGCACGCCGUACGGUGGCAACGGCCAAGAGCUGCGCACCGUGCAGUUCGACUACCGAGAGGCCAUCAAGGACUACUCGGCAGUCGAGGCGCCGCCGCGCCACGGCCCGACCCAGAUCCGCGGAUGGACGCACAACAACAUCCGCAAGCAGCCUUCUUCGCGCCCGACCCCGCCGCCUUCCAAGAUCGAGGCGCACCACCCCUCCGCCGGCACCGCCGCGGCGGGGGGUGUGCAUCCUUCUGAGGAACCCUCUGCCUAG
Dichotomopilus funicola is the source of this 3228-nucleotide messenger RNA. RefSeq lists its product as uncharacterized. The transcript is spliced from 5 exons. Lineage: Eukaryota; Fungi; Ascomycota; Sordariomycetes; Sordariales; Chaetomiaceae. Bases 1 to 3228 code for a protein of 1075 amino acids. The record is from RefSeq and is a predicted model, not a curated record.